This is a messenger RNA of Athene cunicularia (burrowing owl), 6215 nucleotides long. It is a transcript of the gene ANKRD28, whose product is annotated as ankyrin repeat domain 28. Gene Ontology annotation, biological process: protein localization to ciliary inversin compartment. Bases 1448 to 4426 code for a protein of 992 amino acids. Lineage: Eukaryota; Metazoa; Chordata; Aves; Strigiformes; Strigidae. The transcript is spliced from 28 exons. Gene Ontology annotation, cellular component: ciliary inversin compartment; cytoplasm. Gene Ontology annotation, molecular function: protein binding. The record is from RefSeq and is a predicted model, not a curated record.
GACAUGUGAGCAUUACUAGGCGAUUCAUCCUGCCAGGCUGCAGUCGCUUCUCGCCAGGCUGCUGCUCAGUGUGAAUAGUGCCGUGGCGGUGGUUUGUGCUCUGCUCCUACGGGCUUUUAGUGACCGGCUCGGACAUCCAGGCUUUUUUUAAGCCUUGCAAGGCUAUCUGCUGAUUGUGUAAUUUAAUUUGUCAAGGAAAGAAACUGAUAAGCAGAAGCUCUAACUGAAGAGGAGAACCAGGUUGGCACAGUGACAGAUGUUCGGAUAAAGAAGUUGGCUCAGAGAAGAUGUACGGAGUCUGAUAUUUUUUUUCCUUUUUUUUUUUUUUUUUUCUCUCCCCCUCAAUCUGAAUGAAGACUAUCAUGGGAACUGCAUUCACAUGGUGAUCAAAAGAAACACUUGAGUGAUGAACUGCUUUAGCAGAAGAAGUCCAAGGCAGUAAUUUGAGCUUUUGUGUGCAGUAGCUAGCUUGUUUUGCUGAAGCAUUCUUCCUCAGCAGUAUUUCUGCCUAACGUAUUUCUGCUUCCCUGAUGGAGAAGCCACAGCUACUGCCCGGUGAAGGAAAAAUGAACACUGCAUUGCUUGUGUCCCUGAUGGAGUAACACUGCGUUGCUGUCGUUUGGGGAGGCUGGAUUCAACCGGCAAUAUUAUUCAAGGAUUUCAUUGUCCCUGUGGUCUGACUCACCGCAUGUAAAUGUACUGCAGCCGUGCUGUAUGUUGCAGAUAUUUUUCUUGCAUGGGAAAGACUUAUUUUCCUUUAAGCAGGUCCUGAAAAACUGCUGGAAACGAGAUGCAUUUUUCUGGCUGGACUGUUUGACAUUGAGAAAGGAAGCUGUAGAAUGACAGGAUGAUCAGAAGGCGCGUUUAUUUUCAGUCACCAGAAAGCCUGCGACGACUGAUUUAAAACUGACCUUGCAGGAGUGGGUAUAGCUGCGGCCAUCUCUCUCAGGGCAAUUGUUCCUUGUUCUGUCCUGAAUAGGAUGGUGUCGUGUCUUCUGCAACAAUGAUUUUACUGUGGGGAUAGAAGGACGCUGUGGAAGUUGUGACAUUAACAAAGACAAAUUUGCUUGUGAAAGGACAGCUGUGUGCGACAGCGAGUGCUGUCUGAAUGGAAUUAGAUCUUGGGAUAUUUUUAUCAGCUGUUCCACAGUUUUAUUAUUGUGGUUUCAAUGCCUAGGGAAAUUUUAUUUUAAAAAGAACAACUUUUUUUCAGCGUUGUCUUGAACAUCUCAGGGUGUUUACAUCUGAAAAAUGAAGUGUAAGGGGGGAUUGGAAUGUCCUUUUUUCAAAUGCUAAUGCUCCAGUGGUAGCACUCACAAGUUUUUGAGGGCAUGUGAAACAGGUGAAAGUAUUUCCUCUGUGGUCCCUGUUGUGUUACCUGUGGUCAGGUUCCAAAAAUACUGUUGCUGGUGGUUUUUUACUUACUUUUGCUUCCUCAAACGAUCGAAUGAGUCGAGUCUGUAUUGUUGUUUUGGAGGAGGUGGAAGAUGAUUCUCCCACAUUUAUGACCAAAUUACCUCAGGAAAAUGUAUCUUUACGUCCAUCGCCCUCUGGAAAUGUGCUGCCACCAUUGGUUCAAGCUAUAUUUAAUGGAGAUCCUGAUGAAGUUCGAGCACUGAUAUUUAAGAAAGAAGAUGUUAAUUUUCAGGAUAAUGAGAAAAGGACCCCUUUACAUGCUGCUGCCUAUCUGGGAGAUGCAGAAAUUAUUGAACUACUUAUUUUAUCUGGAGCUAGAGUUAAUGCCAAAGACAGCAAAUGGUUGACUCCUUUACACAGAGCUGUAGCAUCUUGUAGUGAGGAUGCUGUUCAGGUGUUGUUAAAGCAUUCAGCGGAUGUCAAUGCUCGUGAUAAAAACUGGCAGACACCCCUACAUAUAGCAGCUGCAAAUAAAGCUGUGAAAUGUGCUGAAGCUUUGGUGCCUCUCCUAAGCAACGUAAAUGUGUCUGAUCGAGCAGGCAGAACUGCAUUACAUCAUGCAGCCUUCAGUGGACAUGUUGAGAUGGUCAGCUUACUGUUGUCUAGAGGGGCCAAUAUUAAUGCAUUUGACAAGAAAGACAGACGAGCUAUACAUUGGGCAGCAUAUAUGGGUCAUAUUGAAGUUGUGAAAUUACUUGUGGCCCAUGGAGCUGAAGUGACAUGCAAAGACAAGAAAUCAUAUACACCCUUACAUGCUGCAGCAUCUAGUGGGAUGAUCAGUGUAGUCAAAUAUCUUCUAGAUCUGGGAGUUGAUAUGAACGAACCAAAUGCCUAUGGAAAUACUCCUCUCCAUGUAGCUUGCUACAACGGACAAGAUGUUGUAGUGAAUGAACUCAUAGACUGCGGUGCUAAUGUAAAUCAAAUGAAUGAGAAGGGUUUUACACCUUUGCACUUUGCUGCUGCAUCAACACAUGGAGCACUGUGUUUAGAGCUUUUGGUCUGUAACGGAGCAGAUGUAAAUAUGAAGAGUAAAGAUGGGAAAACACCUUUGCACAUGACAGCAAUCCAUGGUAGAUUUUCAAGAUCUCAAACCAUCAUUCAGAAUGGAGCUGAAAUAGACUGUGAAGAUAAGAAUGGAAAUACUCCUUUGCACAUAGCAGCUAGAUAUGGUCAUGAGCUAUUAAUCAACACUCUGAUUACGAGUGGUGCUGACACUGCAAAGCGGGGUAUACAUGGGAUGUUUCCUCUCCAUUUGGCAGCAUUAAGUGGAUUUUCAGACUGCUGCAGAAAACUCCUCUCAUCAGGUUUUGACAUUGACACACCAGAUGACUUUGGCAGGACUUGUCUUCAUGCAGCUGCAGCUGGAGGGAAUUUGGAGUGCCUAAAUCUUCUGCUAAAUACUGGUGCAGACUUCAACAAAAAGGACAGAUUUGGAAGAACUCCACUCCAUUAUGCUGCUGCCAAUUGUAAUUAUCAGUGCCUGUUUGCCCUUGUGGGCUCUGGAGCUAGUGUGAAUGACCUUGAUGAGAGGGGUUGUACACCUCUGCACUAUGCAGCUGCAUCAGACACAGAUGGAAAGUGCCUGGAAUACUUGCUAAGAAAUGAUGCCAAUCCAGGGAUCCGAGACAAACAAGGAUACAAUGCAGUUCACUAUUCAGCUGCUUACGGUCAUCGCUUAUGUCUUGAAUUGAUUGCCAGCGAAACACCUCUAGAUGUUCUAAUGGAAACAUCAGGUACUGACAUGCUGAAUGAUUCAGACAACAGAGCACCUAUAAGUCCUCUGCAUUUAGCUGCCUAUCAUGGCCACCAUCAAGCUCUGGAAGUGCUGGUACAGUCGCUGCUGGACCUUGAUGUGAGGAAUAACAACGGAAGGACACCACUGGACCUUGCUGCCUUUAAGGGACACGUGGAAUGUGUAGAUGUGCUCAUUAAUCAGGGAGCAUCGAUCUUGGUGAAAGAUUAUGUUGUAAAGAGGACCCCAAUACAUGCUGCAGCUACGAAUGGUCACUCGGAAUGUUUGCGGCUAUUGAUAGGAAAUGCAGAACCACAGAAUGCAGUGGACAUUCAAGAUGGAAAUGGCCAGACUCCUCUGAUGAUGUCAGUUCUCAAUGGGCACACCGACUGCGUUUAUUCACUCCUUAACAAAGGAGCAAAUGUAGAUGCCAAAGAUAAGUGGGGAAGGACAGCAUUACAUAGAGGGGCAGUUACCGGGCAUGAGGAAUGUGUGGAAGCCUUGCUUCAACAUGGUGCUAAAUCCUUAUUACGAGACUGUAGGGGGCGAACCCCUAUACACUUGUCAGCUGCAUGUGGACAUAUAGGUGUUCUAGGAGCUCUCCUGCAGUCAGCUACAUCUGUGGAUGCAGUACCUGCAAUAGCAGACAAUCACGGCUAUACAUCACUGCAUUGGGCCUGCUAUAAUGGUCAUGACAGUUGUGUAGAGCUCCUCCUGGAACAGGAAGUUUUCCAGAAAAUGGAAGGAAAUUCUUUCAGUCCAUUGCAUUGUGCUGUGAUAAAUGACAAUGAAGGUGCUGCAGAAAUGUUAAUUGAUACACUAGGUGCUGGUAUUGUAAAUUCAACAGAUUCAAAAGGAAGAACUCCUCUUCAUGCAGCAGCUUUUACAGAUCACGUUGAGUGUCUACAGCUUCUGCUCAGUCACAAUGCUCAAGUAAAUGCUGUAGAUUCUUCUGGGAAGACGCCUUUAAUGAUGGCUGCAGAAAAUGGACAGACGAAUACAGUUGAGGUGCUGGUUAGCAGUGCUAAAGCUGAUCUGACUUUGCAAGACAGUUCUAAGAACACAGCACUCCAUUUGGCUUGCAGCAAGGGUCAUGAAACUAGUGCCUUGUUAAUACUGGAGAAGAUUACGGAUAGAAACCUCAUCAAUGCCACCAAUGCAGCCUUGCAAACACCUCUGCAUGUUGCUGCUCGGAAUGGACUAACGGUUGUAGUUCAAGAGCUUUUAGGGAAGGGAGCAAGUGUACUUGCUGUAGAUGAAAAUGACUGUCACUGUUAACUCUGAGCUGUUUAAGUGCUGUGAUACCUUACUAACAAUGAAAACAUCUGCUGCGCUGCACUUCUGUACGGCCCUAUCGCAUGGUCAGCUGGUGCGUUUUGUGCUUGAAUUAUCUGUGUGUUUCCUUGGAUUGUAUGCUCCUUUGGGCAGGGACUGUUGUCUUACUCUGUUCCAAGCAUCAAUCACAAGGUCUGUCCUGAGCAAAUAAUAGUUCAACUGCGAGACUGUCUGUCCCCAGCUUGCUGUUUUCUUAAUUUCUAGCUACAGUUAUUUUCCAUAAUGUGCCAUACUUGUUUAAAACUUCUGUACAAUUGUACAACACGAUAACUACUCCUGAGCUCGAUUCUAACACUUGACCUGGAUCUACUUCUACAAUAAAGAUGAUUCCUUAGUAGUUGAAACACUUGCUGGUAGAACGGGCACUGCCUCAUUUUCCACACCUUCCAAAGGUUUGGAUAGAAAUCCAUUGUGGGGUUUGCUUUCAAGCCAUCUAUUAUUUUUAAUUACUUGUGUACUUUUUGCCUGGAUUUUUUACGCCUUUAAGCUGUGGACUGGGGGUACUGCAGGACUUCAGACUUUCAAAUGUACCUGAACAUGAGUGUUUCUAUUGAGCUCAUACCCAUCGCACAUCUACCGCAUGCAGCGUGAGGUACUGCAAGGGGACUACAGGGUGAUCUUGCCACCCACUUCUGUGCGGAGCCAGGCAGAGGGAACUUUGGUCUUGGCAGCAGAAUUAGCUGUUACCUGUGGUUGCACAUACCUGACUGCCCUGCUUCUAGAGCUGCUGUUGUCACCACCAACAGCAGUGCCUCGGUGUUGUUGAUAUACCCCGAGGCCUGUGCCAAAACUUAUCCUCAGGUGCUUUGCUGAAUGAUUAAGCCUUAAGUCUAAGGAAGGAGCAAUGCACAAAUCUCAACUGAAGAGAAUUUGAAGCAUUUUUCUCGAUGUUUAAUGAGUAGAGGCAAGUAGAUAUGGAAGGGGGAAGCUGCAAAAGGAGAAAUGUUGAAGGAUUAGUAGAGCCACAGUUAAGCAGAAGAGAUUUCACAGCUACGUGACCUGACUGCAAGUCCUUGCACAGCCCGAGUCCUCCUGCAUUUGGGGGUUACCACAGUAGCAUUGCCUGGCAGAAGGAGUUUGGCCAGACCAGUUCAGUAACCAAGAGGUGUAGUCCUAGCCUGCUAAUCCAGCUGGUGUUUCCUCAAACUUCUGCAGAUUUCUUAAUUGAUAUCCCUCAAAUAAAAGUUAGACAUUGGCUUUAUAGUUUAUAUUACUGUAUGUUGUAAUACAGUAUAGGUUGAUUGAAAUUGUACACUUCCUUUUCAGUUACCUGGCCCUGAUGCUUUAGCCAGCUUGUUACUGAGAUAGGACAGUCGUACUACAAUAACUGUCCGUGUUGAACAGCCGUAUGAAAGCUUCUGGAUGAAGAAAUAUUUAACAUGUUGAGCUGUUUCUUGUAGUUGAGCUGUAGAGCUCUCUAGUGAAUGCCUUCACCCAUCAUUGCUGGCUGCCAUUAGUUGUCCCUCCUCAGUCAAGUGAUUUUCAAAUCCAGGCUUUUUUUGCUGGCCUAGAGUGUCUGACUUAAUAAAACAAUAAUGUCUAUGUUCCAAAGCCCACUAACUUCUGGGUUGUUUUUGUAACCAAAAGUUUAAAAAAGUCUAAUUGAUAACUGCAUUUAAUUCUAUGGGUUUUGUUUUGGGGUUUGUUUUUUUUUUUUUUAAAUGGUACAGAACUAAGUAAUAUACUUUUACAGCUGAAAGGUGGCAUGAUCUUGGAGAAAUUUUUACAGUGU